AUGAGCGCUGCAUUCUUCAUCCGCGACCACACAACCGCAGACGACACCAUCUCCAGUCACGAUGAGUGCUCUAUCUGCCUCGACGCCUACACAAGUGAAGGGUGUCUCCGCAUCACCGGCAUCCCCCGUUGCAACCAUCACAUCGGCGCCAGCUGCCUUGACCGCAUGCUGCGCAGCAACCCCGACGAAGAGAAGAAGUGUCCCCUGUGCCGCGCAGUCUGGAUUCCCGCGCACGUUCUGCCUUUCCCUCCGCGCAACCAGAGUCUGGGUACCUCACGGCGUAUGGCAAACAUGUUCGCAGGCGUCGACGGUAUCGGUGCGGAUAUCGCUGGUAAUGAGUUGAUUGGCGCUGGCGCCAUCUCACCUCUACCAUUCAGUACACCCUCAUCGCCGGACCUUACACCCGCAUCACCAGCAUACGCGCCCACAUCGCCGGUAUACACACCCACAUCCCCUACAUUCCCAGCAAACCCGAUAUCCCCGACGUUUUCACCCACCUCACCAGGAUACUCUCCCACAACUCCCACGUUCCCGACAUCCCCGACAUACACGCCUUCCACCCCACCACCCCACGGCAGCCCAGUCCCACCCUGGCGCGAAGAGCCCGAGGCUGCUCCAGCGCAGAACCAGCAGCUCAACCCCAUCGUCAUCGACUCUGAUUCCGACGACGACGCAGGCUACGCCGUCCAGUUCCAAAACUUCGAGAACUUCAGACGCGAUGUCGCUGAUAUACGGAGUCGAGCAAGAGAGACGCGCGGGCUGAGGAGUAUUAGAAAGAGACGGGCCGCUACUGCUGCUGAGAGGGAGCGUGUCAACGCCAGGAAUGAGGGACGCGGUGGUGCCGAUUCGAGUGGUAACAGUGAGAACGCUGCUGCGAAUGGUGGGACUGGUACCACCAGGUCUCGCGCGUUGAACCGUCUUCUGGGUAACGGGAGGCACCCAUUUCAGCCUUCUGAGCACACCGCUAGCGCUGGCGCUAGCGCGUCUCCUGCUCCCAUGAACGAGGUGUUGGAACAGCGCAGCCCACCGCAGGAGCGACGUCUAGGAAGCGAGCUACGCCGUGGAAGGAAGUUCGAGCAAUCCGCCUCGCGAACUGCUGAUCACGCGAGCGCCCGUCGUCGUCGAGCCCCAACACCAUACAGACAGACCCCGAGUCCAAACAACCCAGACAGGCCGGUAGAUGUAGACCUCACCGCAGAUGAGCCCAUCGAACCCCCCGCUAUUCAGUCAGGUUCUGCGCGCGAAGCAGUUCGCAGCAGACAUCUCGAUCAACGCGAAGCGUCCUUGUCUCGACGCGAGCAGGUGCUUAUUACUCGGCAGUUAGCGUUGGUGAGGCAGGAGGAAGCGGUUCAGGCGCGGGAGGAAGCGGCUCAGACCCAAGAGGACAGAGCAUUCGAGAAGAUGAUGUUGUUGAUGAGGCAGAGAGAGGAGGUGGAGGAGAUGGGUAAGAGGCACAGGAAGGAGUAUGAGCGAAUUGUACACCGAGACUAG
This is a messenger RNA of Alternaria incomplexa, 1491 nucleotides long. RefSeq lists its product as uncharacterized. The transcript has a single exon. The coding region runs from base 1 to 1491 and encodes 496 amino acids. The record is from RefSeq and is a predicted model, not a curated record. Gene Ontology annotation, biological process: protein ubiquitination. Lineage: Eukaryota; Fungi; Ascomycota; Dothideomycetes; Pleosporales; Pleosporaceae. Gene Ontology annotation, molecular function: ubiquitin protein ligase activity.